This is a messenger RNA of Pogona vitticeps (central bearded dragon), 3684 nucleotides long. NCBI's taxonomy places the organism in Eukaryota, Metazoa, Chordata, Lepidosauria, Squamata, Agamidae. The record is from RefSeq and is a predicted model, not a curated record.
AUGGAAGAGGACCCUUUUUUAGGAGUCCUGUGUGUCUGGACGCCCGACACGGUUGGGGGUCUAGUGUUGCCCUUCUCGGAGAGCUUCUUGAAAGCCUCUGGGGGAGACCCUUGUUUUAAGAUGAAUUUGGGGCCUUAUGGUCUGGAGGUGACGUCUGGCAGGCGAGUACCAUGUGAGCUGGGCUUGGCCCAGCGUGGCACAGAAUAUGAUUUGGUGAUCCAUUCCUGGGAAAAAGACCCUCCGGUUCAAGAAAACAUUCCUAUCAACCGUCAUUUUAAAUGUGUGCAAGAGGCUGAAGAAACUUUGCUGAUCGACAUAGCGACAAACACUGGCUGCAAGAUUCGAGUGCAGGGCAACGGGACCGCAGAACGGCUCUUCGAGGUCCCGGAUGAAGAGCUCUGCUUGAGCUUUCUUUCCGAGGUGCUGCGGAUUCAGAAAGACCUUUCAAAGGCUUCCUUCUCUGAUCUUACGGACCAUCCGUCCUGGCACCAAGUGAAAGGCCUGUCGGGUCCAGCAGAUCCCCUUUCUGCAGGGAUUCUGGGAUUUGAAGAUAACUUCAAUGCUCUGAGUUUGGAGAAGAAAAGAAACCUUCAGAACCAGCAGAUGAGUGCCCGUCGGGAGCCUCCGCCCCCUCCUUUGCCACAAAACAAGCCAGGGCUCCGCGAGAAGGAGGGGGUCAGCAAGGAUCCACCCAAGGUUAGCAACACCAUGCGCAUGUUCUUCACCCCUUCCACACAUACGCAGUCUGGGCAGCGGGAGGGACUCAUUAAGCACGCCAUCGCCAAGAGAGAGAAGGAGUACGUCAACAUCCAGAACUUCAGGUUUUUUGUAGGGACAUGGAAUGUGAACGGCCAGUCUCCAGACAGUGGAUUGGAACCUUGGCUUGGCUGUGACCCAGAACCCCCCGAUAUCUACUGCAUUGGGUUCCAAGAGCUGGACCUGAGCACAGAGGCUUUCUUCUACUUUGAGUCGACCAAGGAACAAGAGUGGCUGAACGCCGUGGAAAAGGCUCUGCACCCCAAGGCCAAAUACAAGAAGGUGCAGCUGGUGCGCUUGGUUGGCAUGAUGUUGCUCGUCUUUGCCCGGAAAGAUCACUACGGCUACAUCAAGGAAGUGAUGGCGGAGACCGUGGGCACCGGCAUCAUGGGGAAAAUGGGUAACAAGGGGGGUGUGGCCGUGCGCUUUGUCUUUCACAAUACCAGCUUCUGCGUCGUCAACUCCCACCUGGCUGCCCAUGUGGAAGACUUUGAGCGCCGCAAUCAAGAUUACAAGGACAUCUGUGCCCGGAUGAGCUUCCAGCCUCCCGACCAGGGUCUGCCGCAGCUCACCAUCAUGAAACAUGAUGUUGUCAUCUGGUUGGGAGAUUUGAACUACAGGCUGUGCCUUCCUGAUGCCAACGAGGUGAAAACUCUGAUCAGUAAAAAUGAGCUUCAGAAACUGCUGAUGUAUGACCAGCUGAAUAUCCAGCGUACUCAAAAAACAGCUUUUGCCGAUUUUACGGAAGGAGAGAUCAGGUUCAUCCCCACAUACAAAUACGACUCAAAAACAGAUCGCUGGGAUUCCAGUGGGAAGUGCCGGGUGCCUGCCUGGUGUGACCGAAUCCUUUGGAGGGGAGGCAGCAUCAACCAGCUCUACUACGGCAGCCACAUGGAGUUAAAAACAAGCGACCACAAGCCCGUCAGCAGCCUCUUCCUCAUAGGGGUGAAGGUUGUGGAUGAACGGCGAUAUCGGAAAGUGUUUGAGGAUAUUGUACGGAUGAUGGACAGGAUGGAGAACGACUUCCUCCCAUCACUGGAGCUGAGCAGAAGAGAGUUCUCAUUCGAGAAUACGAAGUUCCGGCAGCUGCAGAAGGAGAAGUUCCAGAUCACCAACAACGGACAAGUGACGUGCCAUUUCUCCUUCAUCCCCAAGCUCAACGACAGCCAGUAUUGCAAGCCCUGGCUUCGUGCUGAACCCUGUGAGGGCUACUUAGAGCCAAACGAGACGAUCGACAUCUCCCUCGACGUGUACGUCAGCAAGGACUCGGUGACGCUGCUCAAUUCUGGGGAGGACAAGAUUGAGGACAUCCUCGUUCUUCACCUGGACCGUGGCAAGGAUUACUUCCUCACCAUCACGGGCAGCUACCUGCCCAGCUGCUUCGGGACCUCCUUGGAGGCCCUCUGCCGGAUGAGGCGGCCCAUCCGUGAAGUCCCCGUCACACGGCUGAUCGAUCUGGGCGAGGACAGCUUCCUAGAAAAGGAGAAGUCCCUCUUGGACAUGGUGCCCCAGGACAGCGAAGACUCCGGGGAGCGACCUUUGCACGUCCCUAAGGAGAUCUGGCUCUUGGUGGACCACCUCUUCAAGAAUGCUUGCCAUCAGGAAGACCUCUUCCAGACGCCUGGCAUGCAGGAGGAGCUGCAGGAAAUCAUUGAGUGUCUCGACACCAGCAUUCCUGAGACGAUCCCUGGCAGCAACCACUCUGUGGCCGAAGCUCUGCUCAUCUUCUUGGAGGCUCUGCCCGAACCGGUCAUCUGCUAUGAGCUGUAUCAACGUUGCCUUGACUGCUCACACGACAGUCGCCUCUGCCGACAGGUGAUUUGCCAAUUGCCACGGUCCCAUCGGAACGUCUUCCGCUACGUGAUGGCCUUCCUGCGCGAACUGCUGAAAUACUCCGAGAGCAACAACGUCAGUGCCAACAUGCUAGCCACCCUCUUCGCCAGCCUUCUCUUGCGGCCGCCGCCAAACGUUCAGGCGAAGCAAACCCCGCAGGAUCGCCAGCAUGCCAUCGGCUUCCUCCUGGGCUUCCUGCUGGGAGCAGAGGACUACUAAGAGGCGCCAGGACUUGGGCUCUACGCAAGCCCUGCGUGGAGGAGGAGGAGGACGGUUGAGAGAAGACGACGGGGCGGACCGACCGGGUCUCUGUUCUCUGGCACGUUCACUGCAGAGAGGAGGUGGUCUCUUCCCAUUUUCCCACCGCUCUUUCCUGAGCUUCCUCUGUGCCCGUUUUCUCCCUUGGUGCAACUGGCUCCUCACCUGCUCUACUCCCGAGUCGCUCCAAAGCCGCAGGGUGGGGCAGGCAGUUUGCUGGACAUCACCGGGGGACUUGCUGGCUGUUCCCCCACCGUCCAGCUGCCGUGGCGAUGUCCUCCCUCCGGUGUGCCUCCGCUGAGCAUUCGUUCGAGCCGCCUGGGAGAGAGAGGAAGCUGCUGGGCCUUUCUUGGACUUUUGAUCCUUGGUUCCCCGUUGAGAAGGGGGAGGCCCUCUUAGCCCCCUCCGUGCAAUGUUCAGAUCCCCCUCUCGGUUCGGCCAAGGCGAAGGUGCGGCUCUUCUCGUCUUUCUCUUCUGUGGGGCCUCAGUUCUUCAGGAAACACUAAGCACUGUCUAAAGAGGGUGGAGGAAACGGAGAAAGGGGGGCAGCUGAGGAGGAAGAGGAGCCAUAAUCUGGGAGCGGAGCCCCAGACAGCCCUGUGGGGGGCUGCCCCAACACCACCACCCCUCCCUGUUCUACAAGUUUUGUCUGUCUGGUGGUCUGUUCUGGAUUCCUGUACUCUUUGCUCUCCCUUCCUUUCCCCCCUUUCCUCUCCCUCUCUCUCUCUCUCUGUUCCCCCUUCUCUUCCUCCUUCCCUCUUUCUGUUUUUUUUUUAAACAGUAUAAUUUAUUGGGAGACACUGUUGUUUCAAAAUAAAUAUCCAUUGUGCAAAGACA